AUGAAUAGUUCACCUCACGAUUAUGUACCUCAUUGCUCACCGGCAGAACAAAUGCCGAAUGCGAUGCAAGCAGUUACUGAGAAUCGUCAUUUCAGUAUAGGUACGAUGGUUUCCCCGAAAUCAGGUCCCGGUAGGCCUUCUGUUCCUCAACAACAGCCUCUUUUCAACACAACUGGUAAUUCAACACGUCUUCCUCCAACUCAGGCCCAACCAAUUCCUGCUUCGUCACAAAUGCCUCCACGUUCUGCUCAGGUGCCUCUUUCCACCCCACUUCCUCAUCAUUACCAGCAGCAGCAGGAACAACCUGCUUCAACUGGAAACGCUGAUAUUUCUUCAACUGGUCCUUCUAAUGCUACAAAUGCGAUGUUCCGUGUACAAAUGUGGUCUAACAAUUUCGAUAGUGGUGUUCAUUCUAUGAACCAUAGUUCGGCACCAUCGGUAUUAUCCGUCAGUUCGCUACGCGCUGGAUCGCAAAUCUCCACUAUGUCUGAUGAUGCACAUUCACGAAUUGAAUUAACUGAUCAGCAGCAAAUAAAAUUUGAAAAUAUACCGUCUGAUUUAGGGCGUGGCUCACAAGAUGGUGAAACACGGAAUGCAGUUCCAGAACUUAUACAUUUACUUAGUGAUGCUGAUGAGGUGGUAGUACAACGUGCAGCAACGACGAUACAAACUAUCGCCAAAAUUGAUUCCGAAGAACCGCUUUAUGCGGAACCUUAUUUGCGAGCAGUUGAAGUUAUAACUGCUCUGAAAGAUCUGUUGAGGACGAAAUCAAAUAAACCGGCUAUCAUUAAACCAACGCUUGGUGCAUUGUUUCAUAUUUCUGAACGUCGUGAUGGUCUAGAAAGUAUUUUAAAAAUAAAUGACCAGACAAAAGGGUCAUUGCUGAUCGAUAUUAUUCAACACAUUAAAUUUACCGGUGGUUCAGCCUUACGUUACGCAAUCUUAACGUUUCAUACUAUCAUUGCUGUGAAAUCGGCUGAUGGACACAAUAUUGAAGUGGCUCGGGCCAAUGGUGCACUUCAGGCUCUAACUCAAUUUCUCGAUCGUGAAAGUAAUGAAAAGCUUCUUUCAGUAAUUGUUGAAUGUGUGCGAUUGCUUUGUGAUAAAAGUCAAACGCAAAGGGCAUUAUUUCUACAGUUAAACGGGCCAUCCAAACUGCUUCAUAUAUUGCGUGUGUUACGCUAUGAAGGUUUACUGUGGAGAACUACACAACUUUUGAAAAUUUUUUCUAAUGCAGAUCCUCAGGCAAUAGUGAAGUGUGGUGGCUAUGAUGUUCUGCAUAAACAACUUGAACAUGCCAGUCAGCGGUUGAUUAUUUCAACUUUGGAAUGUAUUAGGAAUAUGUCCGAUGUGCCCACCAAAGAUAUGGAUGUUUCACCUCUUCUUAAUAAACUUCUGCAGCUUUUAGGUGCAAUGGAUCCAAUUGUUAUUUUGUAUUGUACUGGAAUUUUAUCGAAUCUGUUGGCCAAUAAUCAAAUGAACAAAGAAUUUUUAUUUAGUCGAGGAGCAAUACCAACUUUGUAUCGUGUUUUGAUUAGUUCGUACAGCAUACCAGCAAGCACUCCAAAUCAACAGCAAAGAGUGGAAGAUAUCCAGGAACGUGCAUUAGCAACAUUGCGUCACCUGUGUGUCGGACAUACUCAUCAAGUAGAAGCACAGAAAGCUGUCCUUCAGCAACAGUAUGCUGCUGACUUUUUACUCCGAAAACUUACCGAAAUGAGGCCUUCUAUUUUGAAGCAGACUCUCCAGAUAUUGAAUAAAGCAGCUUUGCAAGAUGCAAAUCUUCUACUAUUUCGUGAAAUUCGUCUGAGGCAGGCAGCUGAUUGCGAGACGAACUUUGUGGAGCGUAUCGCAUUGAUUCUAAAAGUUGCAUGCGACCAGUUACCAUCGACAAAGAUGGUGGAAGAAGUACGCGUUGCAGAUCUCAUUCAAUUAUCAUUAUCUACUCUUCAGCUUUUAUGCCGAGAUUCAGUUCUUCUGAAUCAGAUAUCAUAUUGUAUUAGAAGGUCUGAUUUCCUAAUGUUUCGCGAUCGAGAUGGUGACUGUGCAGCAUUGCUACCGGUGUUUUGUUUAUAUCAGAAUUAUGUGAAGGAUGAAAACUUGGAUAGAAGUGCACUUGGCCUUAUAUAUGAACUUUCUUCCCAUCCUGAAUUGGCUGCAUUAUAUGCUGCAGAUAGUGGUUUGAUGGCAGCUUUACACCAUUAUUCACAAAGCCGUAACCAGCCUUUUGCAACAUAUGCCAAACAGGCUUAUGAGCGUAGCAUGCAAGGUGGGGAUCCGUCAGUUCUUUAUCAGAAUUUCUCUUUGCCAUCAUCAUCUCAUCGUUUGGUUUUACAUUCGGCACAGCCCGGUGGGCAGCCAAAUGUACCGUACAAUGGGUAUUCUCAACAAAUUCAAUAUCCUCAACAAAACUAUGGAGUCAAUAAUUCUUACAAUACUGUAUCACCAUCCGCAUCAGUAGCACUUCAUUAUCCUUCUUUGCCACCUCAACAAACUCCAUUAUCAACACCUGCAUCUUUAACUUCAUAUUCUAACUUGGAAGGUGCUGGCAUUCACGUACAGUCUCAGACUUCGUCACCUCCUCAACAGCAAGCACCUUCUGAUAAUCAAGCAGCUCCUGUUAUGUAUGGUCGUGAAGGUCCAUCGCAGAACACUGGUAACACGUCCAGUAACAUGGAAUAUUCUUCAGGAGAAGUGUGGCCUGAGGAUCUUUCUGGACUCUCAAUAAGUGACGACCCAUUCGCAACAAUGUUCACACAACAGUUCGACUUACCUCAACAAAGACAUCACUUGCGAUCGACAUAUCCCUCUGCUCGAGGAGAGCACGGUGGGACCUCGUUAAAUGCUUACUGUUGUCCUGGACCACCGAGUAUCAAUACUACCGAUCAGCCGAUGGAAAGUGUUCAUAUGGGUAGUCCCGAUGCUCCAGCUUCUUGGAACGACCCGACAAAUAACAGCAAUUUCGGUGAUUUCCAGAUGUAG
This is a messenger RNA of Brugia pahangi, 2982 nucleotides long. The record is from the annotation of a GenBank genome assembly. NCBI's taxonomy places the organism in Eukaryota, Metazoa, Nematoda, Chromadorea, Rhabditida, Onchocercidae.